Molecule: messenger RNA, 504 nt
Organism: Dothidotthia symphoricarpi CBS 119687
Lineage: Eukaryota; Fungi; Ascomycota; Dothideomycetes; Pleosporales; Dothidotthiaceae
Product: nuclear cap-binding protein subunit 2
Exons: 3
Coding region: 1-504 (167 amino acids)
Biological process (GO): mRNA cis splicing, via spliceosome
Cellular component (GO): nuclear cap binding complex
Molecular function (GO): RNA cap binding
Source: RefSeq, a predicted model, not a curated record
AUGGCGCCGCUCCGAAGCACAAUAGACCGCCUGGACAAGCCGAGUUCCUACGCGACUGCGAAGAAGCGCAGAAGAGACCGCAACCGCGACGACGAGCGCGAGCCCAGCCCAGACCCAGAAGACAAGCUCAAAGACGCGACAACCCUCUACGUCGGCAAUCUCUCCUUCUACACAACCGAAGAGCAAAUCCACGAACUCUUCUCCAAAUGCGGUGAAAUCAAGCGCCUCGUCAUGGGACUGGACCGCUUCCAAAAGACGCCCUGCGGCUUCUGCUUCGUCGAGUACUACACGCACCAGGACGCCCUCGACUGCAUGAAGUACAUUGGCGGCACCAAGCUGGACGAGCGCGUCAUCCGCACAGACUUGGACGAGGGCUUUGCCGAGGGCAGGCAGUAUGGGCGCGGGAAGAGCGGUGGGCAGGUGCGGGAUGAGUAUCGUGGGGAGUAUGAUCCCGGUCGGGGUGGCUAUGGGAGGGCCAUUAUGGAGAAGGAUGAUGAGAUGUAG